This is a messenger RNA of Trichogramma pretiosum, 2328 nucleotides long. Its product is annotated as protein FAM151B. Lineage: Eukaryota; Metazoa; Arthropoda; Insecta; Hymenoptera; Trichogrammatidae. The transcript has 5 exons. The record is from RefSeq and is a predicted model, not a curated record. Bases 270 to 1262 code for a protein of 330 amino acids.
UCCGGACUCGACAGUCGCAUAGGCACGUAUUUACUCGUUCGCGCUAGUUUCGAGAGACAGUGCGCUGCAUAUAUGUUAUAGACCGCAGCCACUGCUGUGUCGUUUUUCGCUGAGAUAUUGUGUAUAUAUAUAUACAUAUACUUCAGUGUGUUCCCUCAUACGAGAGUGCGCAACUUCCCCACGCCGUAAGGUCGCAUAUUCUAGUGCAGUUAUCUCGGCAGAGCAGAUCAGACAAUCGGACGAUCAGACGUUAAAUUUUGUCCGAUACAAUGGCGCACGCACCCAUCACCAUUACAGCACUGUUAAUGCUUGCCCUAGCGCAUUCAUCAAUGUCUGUAACCGUUCAAGAACUUUUCCCAGACGUAAAAAAUAAUUUGACUUUAGUCAAAUGGUCUCAUGCAAUCAAUAACAAGAAUAUGUUAAAUGCUGCUUUAGCAUCUAAUGAGACCAUGAUGAUCGAAGCCGAUGUAGUGUUGGGAAUACUCAAGACGGAUAACAAUAGUACCCCGCCUUAUCCAGUUAUGGGUCAUCCGCCACAUCUUCAAAAUCUCGAUCUCAGCCUCGAAGAAUUUUUAAAACAUAUUUUAGAUGCGCACUCUAAAGAGAACAAGAAAGUUGGAAUGAAACUCGAUUUUAAAAGUAUUGAAGCGUUUGAAGCCAGUAUAGAUAUUGUUAAAAAGCAUAAUAUAACCGUGCCACUCUGGGUAAACGCCGACAUCCUCGAAGGACCUGUAAAUGCGACUACAGCCAACGGCGCGCCAUUAGCGGUCAAUGCAAAGCUCUUCCUCGAUGGUGCUGCCAAGCUACCGCAAGCUCUGCUAUCGAUCGGCUGGACCACCAGAGUAUUGAGCCAAACAGGUUUAAAUGCAACUUACACUGGUAACUAUACUCUUGAGCAAGCGAACAUCAUGAUUUCCAAAUUGCAAGAUUCAAAAACAAAUCAGUCGGUAACUUAUCCUGUGCGAGCUUGCUUUGUUGCUAAUGAUGAUAAAGAUACCGACGUUCUUGGCAAACUAUUAACCAACAGCUCAAGCAACAACCCAACCCUCACAGUCUGGUCUGCUGUUGAAGAUAAAAAUGUUAAUGCAACUAAAUUAUCAGAAGUAAUUAAACGCAUCGGGGUUGAAAAAGUCUACCUCGAUGUUCCUGAAGAGCUAUACAACAAACUCAGCCUCAAUUCGGCUAUUAACACCAAAAAUUCAAAGUUGAUACAAUUUUCAUCUUUGCUACUUGCUGCCAUUGCAUCAUUAAGAAUUCAUUGAAUGACUGUAGAGAUAAUAUAUUAAAUCGGCUUUUACAGCUUACUGAUGUGAUAAUGUGAAAAGAUAAAAAGAACGAGCUUUUAACAUUAUUUCUGACAAAAUUGUCUCUGAUUCAUACAAACUAGUUACUUCAUAUAAAUACUUUCGACAUAAAUGACAGAAAGAUAAAAAUGAAUAAAUAAUUAUUGAGUCGCAACGUUUAAAGGAAACGUUCCUUGCGCAUAUUAAUAUUGAUGAUUUUGAAUUCUUUUAAAGAAUUAAUGAAAGUAAUAAUAGAAAAUAAUGCAGAACAUCAAAGCUAACAGUCAAAUUCCAAGCUUUUCAUUAGUUACUUUUUUCGUUUUUAACUUUUUGUUUUGUUUAAUGUUUUCUAUAGUAGGGAGGCAACUCGCACAAUUUUCAAAAAAAUUUAUUAAUGCUGCAUUUUUUAUUUUUUUAUAAAAACUUCAGGUAUAUUUAUUGUAAUUUAAAUUUUUAGAUGAAAUUUCAAAGUAUGUAAAAGUUUUGCAAUCAUUGCAACGAUUUGAUUUUUACUUCAAUUUUUUCUUUCUUAAGAUCACUAACAUAUACUUGAUCCUUACAUCUAUGUACAAGUAUAAUACUAUAUUUAAAAAUAUGUUUCAAAAGACUAACGAUCUUCAGCUUAACUAAAUGUUAUAAUCGUUUUUGUGUAGUAAAUUGUUGAAAAAAGUAUAAUAUUGACUCGAUUGAAUUUUUAAAUUUCUCGAAAAAUUUAUAUUUUAAUUACUUUAUUGUUGUUAAUACAUUAUACAUUUAAUACAAUCAAUAAAUAAAAUGAAAAACCAUAAUUCAAUUGAGGACUAUUAUAGUAUAUUUUUCCUUAAGAUAUUUAGCUUAGCUUGUAAGUUAUCAUUACUUGAGAUUUGAAAUAAAUCUAGUAUUAUGAACUGUCGUUGUUCAAGUCCUUCAAUAAGUAUAUCAUACAAAACAAUAUACGAUUCAAACGAUUUUACUGACAUAGGUAAGAGUUAAAUAGUUAAAUAUAAAUUUUGAAUGGAAAAUAAAUACGUUGAAAAAUUGUUAAAAUGUUAUCGUUAAGUAAUUG